Molecule: messenger RNA, 447 nt
Organism: Didymodactylos carnosus
Lineage: Eukaryota; Metazoa; Rotifera; Eurotatoria; Philodinida; Philodinidae
Source: the annotation of a GenBank genome assembly
CCUGUCACUACUCCCGACUACUACGAACUCGGCUUGCAAUAUAAAUCAUCAGGUGACCUUCACAAUGCUAUUCGUACGUUCGAAAAAGAAGUGACACAGAACCCCGAUAACAUCGAUGCAUGGCUUGCAUUAGGUCGUACUCGAGCUCGUCUUGGUACAUGGAUGGAAGCUUUGAUCGAUUUACAACAUGUUAUACACUGUCAACCGAAACAUCAUGAAGCGUAUUAUUUCAUAGGUUGUAUACAUAAUGAAUUGGGACAGUACAAGGAGGCUAUUGAUGAAUUUACGAAGGCCAUUCGGUACGAUAGUGGAAAAUUGAAUGCAAAUUAUCAUUAUAAACGUGGUUAUGCGUGUCAAAUGGACGGACAGUAUGAACUGGCAAUUAAAAGUUAUACGUCAUAUAUUGAUCGUAGUCAAGAAGCUCAGCAGCAUUUGGAGGUGUUCUAA